Messenger RNA from Anarrhichthys ocellatus (wolf-eel), 6286 nucleotides. Its product is annotated as glutamate receptor 2-like. The record is from RefSeq and is a predicted model, not a curated record. The transcript has 19 exons. The coding region runs from base 259 to 2910 and encodes 883 amino acids. Gene Ontology annotation, cellular component: membrane. Gene Ontology annotation, biological process: monoatomic ion transport. NCBI's taxonomy places the organism in Eukaryota, Metazoa, Chordata, Actinopteri, Perciformes, Anarhichadidae. Gene Ontology annotation, molecular function: ligand-gated monoatomic ion channel activity; signaling receptor activity.
UUUUGCGUCUCGCAGUCGGCUGCUCUCGGUUCCUUCUCGUGUCUCAUCGGUAUUCCUGGGCAAUCCUCGGCGCGCGCCCCCAGUCCAGCAGCAGCAGUAGCGGCACGCGCAUCUCAGGAGAGAGGACAGGGCAUCUGCAGAGCUCGAGACGCUUCUGAGCGAACCUGGAAUGACGCCAUGAGCUCGCAUCGUGUGUGAUGAAGGUAAUGUUCUGGUAGGAACCUGCUGCGGCGUCGCGCGAGGAGCCUGAACACGACCAUGAAGCUGCUGCUUGUGGUGACACUCUUAUGGCGCGAGGCGUUGUGCGGAUCUCCGAGCGUCCAGAUCGGUGGUUUAUUUCCCAGGGGGGCAGAUCAGGAGUACAGUGCAUUCAGAAUUGGCAUGGUUCAGUUUGGGAUGGCAGAUUUCAGACUGACUCCACACAUAGAUAACCUGGAGGUGGCCAACAGCUUCGCUGUCACUAACUGCUUUUGUUCCCAGUUCUCUCGAGGUGUCUACGCCAUUUUUGGCUUCUACGACAAGAAGUCAGUAAACACCAUCACGUCCUUCUGUGAGACACUACAUGUCUCCUUCAUCACACCGUCUUUCCCAGCAGAAGGAAUGAAUCAGUUUGUUCUCCAGAUGAGGCCAGACAUCAAGGGGCCGCUAGUUUCACUAGUUGAGUACUACAAAUGGGAAAAGUUUGCCUAUCUCUACGACAGUGAUCGAGGUCUUUCUACUCUUCAGGUAAUACUGGACACUGCAGCAGAGAAGAAAUGGGUUGUCACAGCAAUCAAUGUAGGAAACCUCAAAGAUGAGAGGAAGGAUGAAGCCUACCGCUCUCUGUUUCAGGACCUGGAGAUCCGUAAGGAGCGACGCAUAAUCCUGGACUGUGAACAAGACAAAGUCAAAGACAUCAUGGAGCAGGUGAUCACUAUAGGCCGCCAUGUGAAGGGAUACCACUAUAUCAUCGCUAACUUGGGUUUUGUAGAUGGCGACCUCUCUAAAAUCCAGUAUGGAGGUGCGAAUGUGUCUGGGUUCCAGAUAGUAGAUUUUGAUGAUCCUGUGGUGGCAAAGUUUGACCAGCGAUGGGAGGCCCUUGAAGAGAAGGAGUAUCCUGGAGCUGAUGCACGGAUCAGAUAUACCUCAGCCCUCACCUAUGAUGCUGUCCAUGUGAUGACGGAGGCGUUCCGCUUCCUUCACAAGCAGAGAAUAGACAUGAGUCGCCGUGGCAACAGUGGAGACUGUCUGGCCAAUCCAGCGGUUCCCUGGGCACAGGGGGUGGAGAUUGAACGUGCCCUCAAACAGGUGCGUGUUGAUGGUUUAACAGGGACGAUUCAGUUUGACCAGUACGGAAAGAGAAUCAACUACUCGGUGACAGUCAUGGAACUGAAGCCCACUGGACCUGUUAAGAUUGGCUAUUGGAAUGAGGUGGAUAAAAUGGUAGUGACAAAGUCAGACAUUUACCCCAACGACAGCAUGGGAAUGGAAAACAAGACAGUUAUCGUCUCAACUAUACUGGAAGCCCCCUAUGUGAUGAUGAAGAAGAAUUCUGAGCUGUUUGAAGACAAUGACCGCUACGAAGGUUACUGCGUUGACCUGGCUGCCGAGAUUGCAAAGCACUGUGGUAUCCGCUACCAGUUAAGAAUUGUGGGAGAUGGCAAAUAUGGAGCAAGAGAUGCAGAAACCAAGAUCUGGAAUGGUAUGGUUGGAGAGCUGGUGUAUGGGAAAGCAGAUAUAGCCGUUGCUCCUCUGACGAUCACUCUUGUUCGUGAAGAGGUGAUAGAUUUCUCCAAACCCUUCAUGUCUUUGGGAAUCUCCAUCAUGAUUAAGAAGCCGCAGAAAUCUAAACCAGGAGUCUUCUCCUUUCUGGACCCACUGGCCUAUGAAAUCUGGAUGUGCAUUGUCUUUGCCUAUAUUGGAGUUAGUGUUGUACUCUUUCUGGUAUCCAGAUUCAGCCCCUAUGAGUGGACGCUAGAGGAGCCAGAGGAUGGAGCGAUGCCACUGACAACUGAAUCCAACAAUGAGUUUGGGAUCUUUAACUCCCUUUGGUUCUCUUUGGGUGCUUUCAUGCGGCAGGGUUGCGACAUCUCACCAAGAUCUCUGUCAGGUCGUAUAGUUGGGGGUGUGUGGUGGUUUUUCACCCUGAUUAUCAUCUCAUCAUACACUGCCAACCUGGCUGCCUUCCUGACGGUAGAGAGGAUGGUGUCUCCCAUCGAGAGCGCAGAAGACCUGGCUAAACAGACAGAGAUCGCAUAUGGAACCCUGGACUCUGGAUCCACCAAAGAAUUCUUCAGACGCUCAAAAAUUGCCUUGUUUGACAAGAUGUGGCAGUACAUGAAAUCAGCAGAGCCCUCUCCUUUCGUCAAGAAAACGUCGGAGGGAGUCUUGCGUGUCAGAAAAUCCAAAGGGAAGUACGCCUACCUGCUGGAGUCCACCAUGAACGAGUACAUCGAGCAGAGGAAACCUUGCGACACUAUGAAAGUGGGAGGAAACCUGGACUCCAAAGGCUACGGCAUCGCCACGCCCAAAGGAUCUCCAUUAAGAGUGCCAAUAAACCUUGUCGUAUUGAAACUGAAUGAGCAAGGGACCCUAGACAAGAUGAAAAACAAGUGGUGGUACGAUAAAGGAGAGUGUGGCUUCAAGGACUCCACCAAUAAGGAGAAGACCAGCGCCCUGUCUCUCAGUAACGUAGCAGGGGUCUUCUACAUCCUGGUCGGAGGUCUGGGUCUGGCCAUGAUGGUAGCGCUGGUAGAGUUUUGCUACAAGAGUCGCGCAGAGGCCAAAAAGAUGAAGAUGAAAUUCACAGAUGCAAUGCGCUCCAAAGCUCGUCUAUCCAUCACAGGAUCGACCGGUGAGAAUGGUCGUGUCCCGGUGGCUUACCUCCGUCCAGGAUUACCCAUGAGCCUCAGCAUGACUGAUCUGUCCUGACCACACCCGAGCCAGUGCCUUACAGCCAAUCAACACACACUCUCCCUUCCCCUCUGAAAGUGAGUGGAAAUGCUUGUCAUCUCCUUCGGUGACCAAUUACCACUCACCGUUGGUGAUCUGCCCUGAUUUUCAAUCCGGAGUUUAGCCAAUCAUAUCUCUUUGAGGACUUCUGAUCUGCUCUUUAACAUCUAGCCUAAAAACACUGGACAGAUGUUGUCCUCUUACCACUUGGCUGUCAGGCUUUAGCAAAGACCUGCCCACCAACGAAGUGAAUCACUUGACCAUCAAUGAGAAAGAUGGCCUGUCAUUUACAAAUUCAUGAAAAACAAUCAAGCACAGUGGACAGUUUUCUAAAAAAAACACACAUUGUUUUGUAGAUUUUUGCCAUGGAGGCUAUAGAAACUAAGGACAACAGUGAUGCUGACGUUAACGCAAUAACAUUAAUCAGGGAUGUGAUCAGGAAUUGUGGGUCUAAAAGCAGAAUCUUGUUUAAAUGAGUUCAAGUGCUAUGAAAAAAAUCUGAUGUCCUGAAAAAAAUGCAUCCAUGACAAAAUAGUAAUUGUGAUAGCAAAUAAUGAUAAUGAUGUUAUUGAUCUUAAUUGUUUUCCUUAUUUCUGCCUGAAUAUCCCUAAUUAGUAGAGACCCAAGAGAUGCAUGGACUGACACGCACACACAUACACACACAAACACACCGGUAUGAAUACAUACACUAUACACAGGGAUGGGAAAACAUUAAUCAAGAUGUAUGUUGGUACAAAAUAUGUUAUACAAUUGAAGCCCCUUUGUGUAGGAUCUGAGCAUUUCUGACUUUGGUAACACCUAGUGGUAGCAUCAAAGAACACCAAAUAAAUGCAAACUAGGGACGCUGAGAAUAACUGGUUUGAGAGCAACAUGUAGACUGCACCGGUUUUCAAACUGAUUGACUCAUUAUUCUACAUAAAACGUAAGCCAUCACAAUAGUUAGAAAGAGUCUAUGAACACAAAAAUCAUGGAUUAAGUGAUCAAACAAAAGCCAAAAAGCAUUAACUUCACAAGUAUUCAUACACAAACAUACUACUACAUUUGAUAAAUUAGCAUUUGGUUAUUGGUGUUGCUACGUGUUUAGCAGUAUCCUAUUAAUACAUUUUGUAGUGUCUUUAACAGCUUUUAAUCACCAGUUCACAUGUUGCUCCUGUUUAUGGGUAAUAGCUUAACACAACUCUUCUUCUAAAAUGGUAUUAUAGCCAUUAAAGGUCAUUCAAAGUUACUCUAUAACUACUUUUUAAUGUCCAUUGUUAACAACAGCAUUACAUUUAUUGCAUUUGUUUCGUAACAUAUUUUAUAGAAAGCACUCAGUCAUCAGACUGGAGAUUGACAGGGACGUAGCAAUAUCUAAAUUGGGUCGAAUAUAAGAGAAACAAACUCAGAGCUCAAAUUAAAUAAAUGCUUGUGUUUAAUUACGCUGCAUUUGUCUGAGGUUGAGUUCAGCUACCCAACAUGUGUAUCUGGUUUCAGGUCGGUUUCAAACCGUUUUGUUAUGUAAAGCUUCUGGCCAGGUGCAGGUUUUUUUCAAAAAUAUAAUGAAAAUGUAUCCGUUACAUAUUCAUUUGGGCUUCGCAACUGUAUUUCAUCAUCUGGCACUUGCACCCUGAAAAUUGACGUUUCAAGUUUUCUCUUUUAUUAAAUCUAAAUUUCAAAUAUCAUCUUGCAAUAGAAUAGCUGACUUUAUUCAAACCAAUACCCCCAUUACUGUUGAUCGCCGCUUUCUCUGGGAUGCUAUUAAAGGAUCUGUGAACAAAUCUAUAUUAUUCUCAUCCCAUUUAAAUAAAACCCCAGAAAUCCAGACCUUUGAGUCCCAGUUAGCUUCAGUAAAACUUCAACCGUAUGUGGAAAUCACUUGUUAUUUUUAAAUAACAAGAGGAUCAUAAUCAGAAUUUCUUAGUGAGAGAUCAACACACAAUUUCUACCCAAAUAGUGCACAACCAAGCCAUUUUUAAUCUCUCUAGAUUAAGAAAACAUCACUAUGACAUCAUCAUAGUCAGUUUCUCUCUCUAUAUAUAUGUGUGUAUGUAUAUAUAUAUAUAUAUAUAUAUAUAUAUAUAUAUUUAUGUUUAUAUGAAUAUAAUACUUAAAAUACUUGUGAGACAUCUUGCCCAUCCCCGUCUAUAGGUCAGUACACCCAUACAUACAUAAACACUUACAUAUACAGUACAUCAGUACACACUGACAUACAGUGUCACACAUGAGCCACACAUUUUGCACGUGCACAUGCACAUAGUAUUGUCAUGUGAGUUCUGCAGCCAACUGGAUGAAGUGCCAAACAGAAUGAGAACCAAUCAGAGCUCUCCAUGCUCAGCCAAUGGCAGCUGCUGAUACUGAAACCUGAGCCAAUAGGAGCUCUCACUGCUGUGAGGUGGACAAGAAACUGUGAACAAAGACCUUCCUUUUAAUAAAUAUACUGCACUGAUGAUGGCAACGGAGACGAGGAGGACGAAGAGAACGUUUGCAUGUCACUUUGAGUUUUUUCUUUCAAAUGAACUUGUCAGCCUGAAGCUUUGUGCCUGGCUGCAUUUUAGUGUUUAAUAAUGAUAGUAAUAAGAAUAAUAUUAACAAUAUUAAUUGCAGUAAUAAUGUGGUUCUUGUUAUGUAUAGUGUAUGUUUUUUAAGAACUCAAAUCUGCUACUUUCUUUCACCACGGAGCUGUUAUUUGUGCUGUUAGUUAGAAGCAAGCCGGUUAGCUUAAAAGCUUCUCCCACAACAUGACCAAUGCCCAAGACGUGAUCAACGUCUGGUUUAAGUUAAGCAGAACAUGUUGUGGGAUCUAUUUCCUUUUCUUCUCAUGGACUCGUAUCAUUUUUGCAAUGACCACAUGUUGUAAUUAUCAGAGGUAUUUUGAUGGUGUUAUAAUCACGUGAUAAGGGAUGGCUCCCAAACAUGUCAACCACUGAGAGAAAUGUGGGAAUCAUCACCUUCACUUACAACUUUGCUUCUGGGAUAAUUUCAUUUUCUAUUAAACUCAUCAAUUUUGACCAACAUCUUGUUAGUUGCUUUUCAACAGAGCAAAUUAAGUAUUGGAUUAAUGGACACCCACAUUUUUUUUUACAAAUAUGAACACAUAGUUUCUGUGUGAUUUCACCUUUUUCAGUAUUAAACAUGCUUGGGUGGUGAAUUUGACAGGGGAGAUCGCUGUUCAUUUUAUCUUUCCUUGCACCUUGCAUAUCCUAAAAUUCACGAGCAGUUUUUGUGCCUAAACGUAACCAAACCUUUUACCAGUCUCGCACCAAAUGCACAAGUGCAAAUAGUUUGCGAAAGGCAGUGCAUAGAAGGGCAGCAUAGGAGUACCAAGCAGUUAACCUGGAAGCUACUCCAUCCUACAUCAGAAUGUUAACAAUUGCAA